AUGUGGCCCAGAAUUAUGAUGACUUUCGCCUUCACCUCCAUGGUCAUGCUGAUCGAGGCGGCGCCGCACACGGCCGGCAGGAAUGCGGAGGACGGAGAGGUGGUUUUGGUGAGUUUUUUGGUUGAGUUUUUUGGUGAAAUUGCGGACAUAAAAAGGGUUAUUGAAAUAUCAGUCUGUCGGGAAAAUAACGAGCACUCUGUCGCAUCGAAAAUCGCAACACCAGAGAAAAAAAUGUGUCGCGACAAAAUCAAAUUGCUUUUCAUUUCAAUAAAGCCAUGUGAAAUUUUGCUCAUUAUUUUCCCGACAAACUGAUAUUCCAAUAACCGCGAAAUUAAUGCUCUACAUAAGGCUACUGAGGCGGACCUGAUCCAGUGGCAAAAAACGUAUCAUUUUGCAUCCGGGAAGUAUCAAAAAAUGUGGCAAAAUACCUCCCUCUUCAAGUGAAAAAACUCAGAUUUAAAACACGCACCCGCUAUUUUUUCGAGCGACCCUUCAAAACGCAGUUUUUUUAGUUAGAGAUGGAGGCAUUUUGCCACAUUUUCUGAUACCUCCCGAAUGCAAAAUGGCACGUUUUUUGCCACUGGAUCUGGUCUGUCAUUGUGUGGUAUAAUAUGUGUAUACUAUACGGCCCGAAAAAGCACCCCCGAAUUUCGUCGCGCUUUGGAAGGAAAGAAGUUGUCGCUGCGAGAAUGAGAAUCGCAAAAAAUUUUGAAAUGCACUGUUCAAGUUGCAUUUUUGGGUCAAAAUGCACUGUGCUAACAAUAAGCACUUCUUUUGCAAUUUUCGUAGCCAAAACGCGACAAAAUCCACAAUGUCCAAAUUCUCAAGGCUUUUCAGCGCUGUCUAGUAUCUAUUUCACGUCAUCGCUUUCAAAAAACUCUGUCUGCCGUUUUGUUAUAACGAUUUUUUUAUAAUUCCUCAACUUUUGAACCUAGUACAAUAAAAUUAUUAUGAUUCUGACACUUGAUACGCUCGAUAUUUUUUGUCAUUCAUUUAUUUGAAAGUCUAAGUGUUAUUUGACCCAGCGGCAUCAAACAAUACAUAGUUUAGGGAUUGAUUUGCAAUUCACAGGCCAUUUUUUGAGCCACCGGGAGCUGCGUCUAGUACAAUGUAAUUUGCAAUUUUUUCAGUCGCCGAGAGGAAAAGUACUUGUUUGCAAAGUUUUAUCUAGUAGUAUAAGCUUCUUUCUACAGAAUAAGAUGCAUUACAAAGCCAUAGAACAUUGUAGCGCAACGAUAGAUCGAUUUUUUUCCGAUCGCCUCUUUUGAAGUCAUGGUUAAUAUAAAUUGACGUCAAAACAAGCUAAUAAUCUCUCAAAGCUCAUAAUUUUGUUUUCAGAUGGCAGCAGAGAACCCAAAUGCAAGAUAUCUGUACAUGCAGCCCCAAGAACAGGUAGAACCCGACUGGGCGGAGGUGUUUUCCCAGCCCGACCCACGAAUGGAGAAGAGGAGUGUGGCGCUUAGCCGAUUAAACUUCAGGUAGGCAAUUUUGCCGGCUCUACAGUGGCAGAUCUGAUCCACUGUGCAGAAAAUGUAUCAUUUUGCAUCCGGGAAGUAGCAAAAAAUGUGGCAAAAUACCUCCCUUUCCAUGUGAAAAACUGGGAUUUUAAAAGCGCGCUCUUUUUGAGAGGGACCUUAAAGACGGAUGUUUUUAGUUGGAAAGGGAGGCAUUUUGCCACAUUUUUUGAUACUUUCUGGAUACAAAAAAGUACGGUUUUUGCCACUGGAUCAAGUUCGUCGCUUUCAUAGAUGUAUUAGAGCCACAAAUACAUCAUUGUUGCAUAAUGCCAAGAACUCAAAAUUGGCAUCCCAAGUUUUCGUUUUAAGGGGUUUUUUAAGGGAAUCGGAUGGAAAAAUUUUCCAGUUUUGAGAACUUGUAACUAGGCUGUCACUUGUAACUAGGCGUCGCUAGAGCCUCAAGCUUCAAGGAGCUUGCAGCGGGCUCUAAAGAGUCCGCAGCGGCCCCUGAAACGCUCUUUUCAGCCAUUUUUGGCCUUAAUUUUUCGCUGCGACCCUCUUUGCGGCUUUUUGUGGCCUUAAUGUUUCCCUACGACUCUAAUUUCGCAUAAUUUUCAGACCCGGGAAACGCUCAGUGCCCCUGGCGACGCAGGCCGACCUCGUCGAGCAAGGCAUCUACCGCCUGAACGCGCUGCAGAAGCGGAGUGUGGCGAUCUCGCGGAAGGGCUUUCGACCCGCCAAAAAGUAG
Messenger RNA from Bursaphelenchus xylophilus (pine wood nematode), 2205 nucleotides. Lineage: Eukaryota; Metazoa; Nematoda; Chromadorea; Rhabditida; Aphelenchoididae. The record is from the annotation of a GenBank genome assembly.